AUGACUUAUCUUCUUGAGCUUCUUUUUCAGUUGUGUCCUACCAUGGUAAUUCUAUUAAUAGUUUUGAGCUCUUGUGAAAAAUGUUUGGAUCAAGUGCGCUACAUUGGAUUUGUUCUACAUAACAUAGAGAAAAACAUCGAUGACGAAAGGAUUAAUACUUUAACCGAAAACUUUUCACUGCAAAUUUUACACGAGCCAUUGAUUUUUACAACGGGAUUUUUCGACAUGGAUUUUAUGUUCUUGAAAACAAUUAUUGCAAGUAUAACCACUUAUAUGGUUAUAUUUAUUCAGUUCAUGCCAAAGACAGAAAUAUCCACGGAAGCGCUCAUAACAGCAAACCAAACAAGAGCUAUAAAAGAUCAUAAAAAUGAAUAUGAAAUUGCUUUAAUGGAGUCACAUCGCCACAGCUUUGAAAGCCACAUCGUCCCGAAACUUUUGUGUUGCUACUUCAGCCACAAACCAGAAUUAAAAGGAGCAUAA
This is a messenger RNA of Clunio marinus, 480 nucleotides long. The record is from the annotation of a GenBank genome assembly. NCBI's taxonomy places the organism in Eukaryota, Metazoa, Arthropoda, Insecta, Diptera, Chironomidae.